AUGUUAUCUUUACUGUCUUCAUCUUCAACAACAAAACAAAAUCAUCAUCAUCAUCAUCAUCAUCAAUGUACAGAAUGUCGAAAAUCAUUUGCCACUCAUAGUGGACUUAAACAACAUAUGCAUAUACAUAAAACAAUCAAACCAUAUACAUGUGAAAUUUGUUCAAAAGCUUAUACUCAAUCAUCAAAUUUAUGUCGCCAUAAACGUAUUCAUACUCGUGAAAUAAAAUGUCCAAAUUGUUUAAUAACAUUUCCAAAUGGACAAUAUUAUGUUCGACAUAAAAAAACUUGUUCAAUUAAUGAUAACAAUAAUAAUAAUAAUAAUAAUAAUAAUAAUAAUAAUAAUAAUAAUAAAUUUAAUGAAGAAAAUAAAUGUAAAGCUAUUGGUGUUGCAGCUACACAAAUGUAUCAUUCAUUAUCAAAUAAUACAACAAAAGAUAUUUUUGAUUCAUCAACACUUCCUCUUGAAGCAUGGACAAUUUUACAUAAACAAAUUUUACUACAUUUUUAUCAACAACAACAACAGCAACAACAACAACAACAUGAACAAAUAAUGUGUGAUACACCACUUGAUUUAACAAUACCAAAAAAAACAUCAAUUGAAGAUGAAUCAAAUAGUAGUAGUAUGAUAUCAGAAGAUGAUGAUGAUGAUGAAGAUGAUGAAAAACAACAUAUUGAUCAUCAUCAUCAACAACAAAAUCGUUUAAAUGGAAAUAAUUAUUAUGAAUGUGAAUUUUGUUCAAAACAAUUUCCUCGUGCUGCAAAUUUAACAAGACAUUUAAGAAGUCAUACAGGUGAACAACCUUAUACAUGUUUAAUGUGUACAAGAUCAUUUAGUAUAUCAUCAAAUUUACAAAGACAUAUUCGAAGUAUUCAUCAUAAAGAACGACCAUAUGGUUGUAAUGAAUGUGGGAAACGUUUUGGACAACAAACAAAUCUUGAUCGACAUAUGAAGAAACAUAUUAUUAAUAUAUCUCGUAUUCGAGAAUGA
Rotaria sordida is the source of this 990-nucleotide messenger RNA. The record is from the annotation of a GenBank genome assembly. Lineage: Eukaryota; Metazoa; Rotifera; Eurotatoria; Philodinida; Philodinidae.